ACUUUCCUCUGUCAUUGACAGCAGCUCAGCUGGUACGGAACCGGAGGCAGCGUGCUGUUGCUCGGCUCUUCGAGGUAUCAGCCAAAAUGUUGAGAAUUACGAUCCGGGCAGACGUAGGGGCCCUUUGGGUUUUAUUCUGUAUCACCUAUUCCAAUUUCUUGACUGUUUCAUCUGAGGACAUUGUGGUGGCAUGCGGGGGAUUUGUGAAAUCCGACGUUGAGAUCAAUUACUCUCUGAUCGAGAUUAAACUGUACACCAAACAAGGUUCUUUGAAAUAUCAAACUGACUGUGCUCCAAUCAAUGGCUACUUCAUGAUCCCCCUCUAUGACAAGGGAGACUUUGUUUUGAAGAUUGAGCCUCCUCUCGGGUGGAGCUUUGAGCCGACCAGUGUCGACCUCCAUGUGGAUGGAGUGAGCGACAUCUGUACAAAAGAAGAAGACAUCAACUUUGUUUUCACUGGCUUUUCAGUCUCAGGAACGGUUCUGAGUAAAGGCCAUCUCCUGGGUCCGGCUGGAGUAGAAGUCAAACUCACCCUAGCGGGAACAGAGGAGAAACUCCAGAGUGUCGUCACACAGCCUGGAGGAAAGUAUACUUUUUUAAAAGUACUCCCUGGAAAUUAUGACAUCACAGCUGCCCAUCCCUCCUGGACUCUGGAGCAGAGCACCACCUCGGUGCUCGUCUCCAAUGCCAAUGCCCCGGCCGCCGACCAUCUGGUAGUCGGAGGCUACGAUGUCUCGGGGGAGGUCCGCAGUGAUGGAGAGCCCAUGAAAGAGGUCACCUUCCUACUGUACUCUGCCGCAGUCAAGAAAGAGGACGUUGGUGGCUGUAACACAUCCCCAGUGGAUGGGGCAGAUUCUGGGGACAGCUCCCUGGUCUACCUGUGCAGCUCUCUGUCCAGGGAAGAUGGGACCUUCGUCUUCCCCUCACUGGCCAGCGGCGACUACACCGUGGUGCCCUUCUACCGAGGAGAAAGGAUCACGUUUGAUGUCGCUCCUUCUAGGAUGAAUUUCAAGGUGGAACACAACAGUUUGAAACUGGAGCCCAUCUUCCGUGUCAUGGGCUUCUCAGUGACAGGCCGAGUUCUCAACAGCGUGGGUGGGGAGGGCGUCUCUGAUGCCACAGUGUCCCUCAACAACCAGAUCAAAGUGCUCAGCAAGGAGGAUGGUUCUUUCCGGUUGGAGAACAUGACGGCUGGUACCUACACCAUCCGUGUCAGCAAGGAGCUCAUGUUCUUUGAGCCAAUCACAGUGAAGAUCGCCCCCAACACACCCCAGCUGCCUGACAUCAUCACAGCAGGGUUCAGCGUGUGUGGCCAGAUCUCCAUCAGCCACUUGCCCGAGGGCAUGAAGCAGCAAGGCCGCUACAAAGUCUCUCUGACACCCCCGGGCCAAGACAGUGCCGCCAGCAGGACCAUCGACUCCGAUCCUCAGGGGGCCUUCUGCUUCCAGGCCAAGCCUGGAGACUACAGUGUCCAUGUGUCGCUCCCCGAGGCCGAGGUGAAAGCAGGCCUGGCUCUUCAGCCUCAGGCCCUGGAGGUCUCCCUUGUGGACCAGCCCCUCACAGACCUACUUUUCACCCAAUUCAUGGCUUCUGUCUCUGGAAAAGUCUACUGUUUAGCGUCCUGCGACGACCUGUCGGUGACCCUGCAACCAGUGAGUCGGCAGGGAGAGAGAAGGACGGUGUCGCUGCCUGGCAACAGUGACAUCCUCAGCUUCUCCUUUGACGACGUUUUACCAGGGAAAUACAAAGUGAGUAUUACUCAUGAGGAGUGGUGCUGGAAGCACAAGUCCAUAGAAGUGGAGGUUCUGGACUCCGACGUUGUGGGGGUGGAGUUCAGACAGAUUGGCUACAUCCUGCGCUGCUCCCUCUCCCAUGCCAUUACUUUGGAGUUCUUCCAAGAUGGCAGCAAACCUGAGAAUGUUGGCGUGUACAACCUCUCUAAGGGAGUCAACCGCUUCUGCCUCUCCAAGCCUGGUGUUUACAAAGUCACCCCUCGCUCCUGCCACCAGUUUGAGCAGGACUUCUACACGUACGAUACCUCGGCCCCCGCUAUCCUGACCCUCACCGCAGUGCGCCAUCACAUGACCGGGCUCAUCACCACCGACAAGAUCUUAGACGUCACAGUUACUAUCAAAUCAUCUAUUGAGAGUGAGCCGGCGCUGGUGCUGGGUCCCCUGCGGAGCCUGGAGGAGCAGAGGCAGGAGCAGCAGCUGCAAGAGAUUCAACUGCGCCGUCAGGAACGAGAGCGCCGCGCCGCCGAAGAGGACGGGGGUGCCAGGGACGAUAGCCCUCCUAUCCAAGAGAAGGCCGAUGACCUGACAGGCCCCUUCCACUAUGAGUUCUCCUACUGGGCCCGGGCUGGAGAGAAGAUCACAGUGACACCCUCAUCCAAGGAACUACUGUUCUAUCCUCCUGAGGUAGAGGCCACUAUAACUGGAGAGUCGUGUCCAGGUCGGCUGGUGGACAUCGCAGGGCGUGCAGGUCUCUUCCUGGAGGGCAAGGUGUCACCGGAGCUACAGGGUGUGGAGAUCUCCAUCACUGAAAGAGGAACUGCUGCACCGCUCAUUACCGUGGCCACCAAUGAGAUGGGAGCAUACAGUGUGGGUCCGCUCCACAGCGACCGGCAGUACGACAUCAGUGCCAGUAAAGAAGGUUUCGUCCUGAGUCCAGUGGAGGGAACCCUGGGAGAUUUCAAGGCGUUCGCUCUGGCUGGUGUCACCUUCAAGAUCAAAUCGGAGGAUGGUAUUCCCCUGUCAGGUGUCCUCCUGUCUCUGAGUGGAGGACAGUUUCGCUCCAACCUGGUGACUCAGGACACCGGCCUGCUCACCUUUAAUAACCUGAGUCCUGGUCAGUACUACUUCAAGCCCAUGAUGAAGGAGUUCCGCUUUGAGCCAGCGUCUCAGAUGAUCACAGUGGAGGAGGGUCAAAGCCUUAAUAUCGACAUAACUGGCAUUAAGACUGCGUACAGCUGCUACGGAGCGGUGCAGUCUCUGAGUGGGGAUGCAGAGAGGGAUGUGGCCGUGGAGGCGGUGGGACAGGGAGAGUGUAGCCUCUACAGCGAGGACACCGUCACCGAUGAGGAGGGUCGCUUCAGACUCAGGGGUCUGCUGCCGGGUUGCAAAUAUCUAAUUCAGCUGCGAGCUGAAGGCAACGACCACAUAGAGAGGGCCUUACCACAACACAGAGCUAUAGAGGUCGGCAGUAAUGACAUUGAAGGGGUCAACAUCAUCGCAUUCAGGCAAAUCAAUCAGUUUGACCUCAGCGGAAACGUCCACACAUCCCCUGAACAUCUGGCAACUCUAUCGGUGAAGCUUUACAAGAGUGACAAUCUGGACAACCCAAUCAACAGCGUCUCUCUGGGACAAUCCCUCUUCUUCAACUUCCCUCCUCUGGACAGAGAUGGAGAGAGCUAUGUGCUGAUGCUGUACUCAACGCUGUCCCGCUCCCAGUAUGACUUCACUCUGCCUCAGGUCACCUUCACCUCCAAUGGCUACCACAAGCACGUCACACUCACCUUCAACCCCACUCGUAAAGUGCCUGACCAGGACGUUGCCCAGGGCUCCUAUAUAGCUCUGCCCCUCACUCUGCUGCUCCUGUUAGCAGCGUACAACCACGAGAAGGUAAUCCCCCUCCUGUUGCAGAUGGUGAACCGUAUCCAGGGAGUGAGGAGCAUGGCUCAGGUCAGCGGGGACAACGCUGCUCUGGACGAAGCCAAACGUCAGGCCAAGAGACAGAAGGCCAGGCGCACAUGAGGACACAACCACGGCUCACCUCAGACCACAUCUUUGUUCACUAAAAUGUACACUUGCAUCCAUGGUUACAGCCACGGAGAGCACUGCGGGUAAGCUCGUAGAGAAGAUGCUGGUUCACUAGAUAAACCUCUUUAAUAUUAUGGAGUGGCUAAUUGUGAGUGCUAGUGAACUAUUUAGCGCGCUAAGAUGUGAUAUGUCCCCGAGUGAAGCCCAGCACGGACCACUCUGCGCGCGUUACCACCAACCUCAUCAGCCGUUCAGAUGCACUGGACUUAUAGCUGAAUUUUUUUUUUUUUUUGGGUUUAACUCCUUUUUUCCCAGAACACUCAUUGUCUAAGAAAAUUGUUAAUAUUUGUGAUAGAGUUUGAGCCAUUUUUAUACCUUUUUGUAAUUUAUCUAGGUCAACAUAAAAAUCUUUUGCUUGUGUUUUGAAAGGACUUGAAUGCUUUUGAUUUGAGUCCCAACAUAGUUUAGGACUAUCAGGCACUGUGGAAGAUCAUGAGUCUCACCUGCCAGCAUUUGGGUCAAUUCAGAGAAUACACAAAGGGGAUUUUCAUCAGAAUGUGGCUUUGAUCAGAUCUAAUCAUGACUACCAGUAUUAACUUGAGGUUAUUUAAAAUGUAUAGUUUAAAUUGAUUGCUAUGGGAUCAAACAAGGGUCGAUAAGAUUUAGAGCUUGACCAGUGAUUGUCAGAAAUUUUUUCAAAACUUGUUGUAUAUCACGCUUGUAAACCUGUGGGGAACUCUGCAUGAGUUGUUUGUGAAUGUGUAGAGAAGAUUUGUGGUAACAUUUGAGAAGAACACAUUUUUCACCAGUGAGGGUGAUAAACAAUCACAAGCUUUGUAUUUAUUUUUAAACGUUAUUUCCAAGAAUCUCCAAAAUCUUUUUGACGCUUAUUUGACCCCAUAGCUUUGAUGUUAAACAGAAUCAGCCCCAAACUGAAUUGACUUCUAUAAUGCCAUCACAAAGGUUGGAUUGUGUAACCGCUAACUAUGAUUGAAAGACAGCCAAAGAUGAGCUUAUAAAUGCAUUUUUUUUUUUUUUUUUUUACCAUUUUCAGUCAUGUCAUAUCACUUAAAUGUGAAACACCCACGAGUUACAGUAAUUCACUCCACUUUUUGAUGGUAUUUUAUAAGCUGUUAAGUGUGAUGCAAGAUUGACUUUCUGUCAGUUUCAGCUCAGGAAAGAGGUGGUUGAUAGGAUGCUGGAAAUUUGGGUUUGAAUACUGUGAGGUUUUUUUGCAGGGGGUGAACUGGGGUGGUGGUGGUGGGUGUGGGGGGGGCGGGGAGCUAUAGAGGAUAACAGUUGAUUAAUUUAUUAACAUAUGUCUAAUCAGAUGUGAAAACCUAGUUUGUAUGCUGGGGAAUGUCCUUCAGAAGUGUGUUCGUGUUUUUUGAAAGAUAUUCUGUCAGAUGAAGUGUGUGACAAGUUAUUUUAAAGAGCAACUUAAAUUUAAGAAGACUGACGGGAAAGGAAAAUGAAUGGGAAUAUCUACAAAGGGUUUGUCAUGACCGAGUAAAACUGCGAAAGAUAAGGCAGAAUUGUAAUUGUAAGCUCAUUGCCUUACCGCUGAGCUGUGUUAGGCACUGUGAAAACUAUGGACCCCAAUUAUGUUUCCGUAUUUAAUUAAUCUGCUCUCAGUUGUGGCUGACUUCCGUUGAAAGAUGAAAAUGCCACUGUCUAUUUACUGAUUUAAAAGAUAUUCCUAUUAGUCCACAUUUAGGGGGAGUUGGUUAGUUUGGUUGGGGUGGGAGACGGAGGGUUUAAUGUCAUUUAGUCAGAAUCUGUUGAUUUUGUUUUGAGAAAAAGAAUAAAGUUCGGAAGGAAAU
Molecule: messenger RNA, 5581 nt
Organism: Sander lucioperca (pikeperch)
Lineage: Eukaryota; Metazoa; Chordata; Actinopteri; Perciformes; Percidae
Gene: nomo
Product: nodal modulator
Exons: 31
Coding region: 87-3752 (1221 amino acids)
Cellular component (GO): endoplasmic reticulum membrane
Molecular function (GO): carbohydrate binding
Source: RefSeq, a predicted model, not a curated record